CCCCUUUCUCCCUUCGCUGAUUUGAAUAGCGGGACUCUGCAGAGAGAAUCUGCGCUCUUUUGUUCAGUAGCACUUGGCUGCCAGGGAGGUGAGAAUCGUUGUAGCUCUCCUCAUCACGUUUCGUCUGUCUCUCUUCUCUUUGCGCAAUAGGACGGACACCAGAUACCCCGUUAUUGUGUUUUGGACCUCUCCAAAACGCGAUUCGUUCUUUUUUCCAACUCUUUAUACGGUUUUGGUGCGCUCGAUGGCUCGCACUGCUGACUGUGGCUCGUGACUAACAGAACACCUGCACGGAAUCAGACCAACGUUAGACAAUCGCUCUACAUUCCUGAGGACUUGACAGAGACAUCAGAGCGGCUCACGGUCACCUCCUCCUAAAAGGUCCAGGAUGCUGGGUGCGGUGGUCCCUGUCUGUGGACUGCAGGCUCUCCUGACGGCCCUCCUGCUCUCUCUGGGCUAUGGCUUGGUGUGGUCAGACCCGGUGGUGAACAUGAGGAAGGUGACCCACCAGAGGGUGAGGGAGCAGCUGGCCAACACCGUCCUGCUGCCCUGUGUCUUCACCCUGCGCCCCACCCCUACCCACGAGCCCCCCCGCAUCAAGUGGACCAAGGUGUGGGGACAGAGGGGUGACGAUGGUCGGCAGAGGGAACAGUCCAUCCUGGUCGCCAAGUACAACGUAGUCAAGGUUAAGAAGGCAUUCCAGGGGCGUGUCACCCUGCCCGGUUACCAGGACAACCGUUACAACGCCAGCCUGGCGCUCAGCGGUCUGCGCUCCAGUGACUCGGGCAUGUACCGCUGUGAGGUGGUAGUGGGCAUCAACGACGAACAGGACACCGUGCCCCUGGAGGUUACAGGUGUGUUGUUCCACUACCGUGCCCCCCACGACCGCUACGCCCUGUCCUUCCCCGACGCCCAGCGGGUGUGUCUGGAGAACUCGGCUGUCAUCGCCACGCCUGCUCAGCUCCAGGCCACCUUUGCCGACGGGUAUGACAACUGUGAUGCCGGCUGGCUCUCUGACCAGAGCGUGAGGUACCCUAUCCAGUCUCCCAGGCCUGGUUGCUAUGGCGACAGGCAGGACUCACCUGGAGUGCGCAACUACGGCAAUCGGGCCCCUGACGAGCUGUUUGAUGUCUACUGCUUUUCCAAGCAACUGCAAGGUGAGGUGUUCCACUUGUCUGUACCAGAGAAGCUGAGCCUGGCCACAGCCUCUACCCACUGCCACGCUCUAAAUGCUCAGCUGGCCACGGCAGGGCAGCUCUACCUAGCUUGGCAGGCCGGCCUGGACCAGUGUGACCCAGGUUGGCUGGCUGACGGCAGCGUGCGCUACCCUAUAAACCUUCCCCGGCGCAACUGUGGCGGGGAUGAUCCGGGGGUGCGCACUGUCUACCACAACCCCAACCGCACCGGUUUCCCAGUAACCACCACCCGCUUCGACGCCUACUGCUACCGAGAACGUGAUGCAGGAGUCCAGGCAGCUCAGCCAGGGUUCCUCCAAUACAGAGAGCCAGAGAACAACUCAUCAGACACUGAGCCCCAGCGCUCUGACCCCUUCCCCAAACCCUCCACCUGGACUGGCAUCGUGGACCUGGACAAGGAGGGAAUCAGCUCCAUCGCUAGAGGCAACGAGUCCUCUGAGAUCUCAGAGGAGCACGUGGUAAUCCACCUCCAGCCAGGGGAGGGUACCCAGCGCUGGGGAGAGGAGAACCAGGAGACCCAGGACCGAUCCAAAACUGGAGCCCCUCAGGACGCCUCCUCCAGCCCUAAGACCAAGACCAGUACCCUGAGUCUGUCUGCCCUGGAGAGUCUGGAGACCCACGGAGGUUCUGCCCAGGAGGAGGUGGAGGGUGAGGGGGAAGUGGAGGGGCGUUUCGGGUCGUCCGACUCCCCUCUUUCCUCCCAGACCUCUCCAACGCUCCAGGCUCAGACUGCCAAUAGCGUUCUCCACAGCUUCGUCAACAACCUGAUGAAUCCCUUCAAGUAUUGGACAGGCUCUGUGGAGACCGACACAGAGGCCCCUCCCCCAGCCACACCUGCCUCACUGCCCGAGGGGACAUUAUCUGUGGCAGACCAGGAACCCCCAGGGUCGGCUAAGGUCAACCCCACCGAAGGGAGGCCCAAUCUUGGCAGCAAAGGAAGCACUGACAGCGGCGUCAUGGAGCAUCGGAGUGGAGGCUCCUCGCUCAAGACAUCCACCGGUGGGCUCACCAGCUCAGAGGAGGGUCUAACUGAGCAGGAGAAAGAGGUGGUCCCAUUUGGCCCUGUGAUCCUGUACACACAGCCAGGGAGGGAUCCAAGCACAUCCCUAACCAACCCUUCAGCCUCCUCAUCUAAUGGAUUCACAGAACUGGGGCCCGGUGGUAGUAGCAAGACUGUGGAGGCUUUGAAUGUAUCAGGAGGCCCCCACCAUGGCACCAGGUAUGAGCUGGCUUCAUCCCCAGGGGCCCCGGCACAAGCCACAGGCAGCCAGCUGAGAUGGGCCCUCAAGGCCAUGAAGGGUUCUAAGCUUGUGCCGGAGGGACACAUGGCGUACGUGGGGAAGGAUUCCACCUGGGAGCCAAUGGAGGCCAAAGCAGGGCCCCUGGAGGUCAUGACCCUGCCAACCAGCCCAGAGAACUACUCUGGCGAGGGGAGGGACCAGGAUGAGGACCACAGCAUCCCCCAUGACGUCCUAGAAAGAGAGGAGGGGGAUAAAGAGACAGAGACGGAGGGAAGCGGGAGAGGAGUGAACGACUUACCAAGAGGCUUUGGAUCUAACGGUAACAGCAAUCCAGCCAGCGGUGCCAGCAGCAGCACAAAGCCUCCUGUGUCUGGACUGAAACCCACCCAGACCCAAACCCAGAGCCAGACAGUAGCAGAACACACCACUAUCUCCCAGUGGCAGCUGGUGGACCAGCCCACCACCUCACCUGCAGCUGCUGCUUCUGCUGCAGGCUCCAGCCAGGGCCCAGGGGGAACCGUUGAGGAGGCCAGGGGAGAGAUUGUCUAUGUCCGACGCCCCACUGAGAAACUGCUUCCAGCCACCUCCAGUAAGAAAGAUGGCUUCUCCCCUGUGAUCAGGAAGCAGAACCUGAACACAACCAGAGUGACUGAGAGACAACGCAGCCUAGAUGAGGCCACCACACCUGGGGUUACCUCCAGACCUGCAGCCCCUAUGGAGCCCCUGACCACCAUCAAAACCUCCACAGCAGACACCCAGAGAACAGAUUCCACCAGGGAGCCUCCUAUCUCCAUCAUAUGGGUUCCGGUGGAGAGAGAGAAGACAAUCAGUACCACACCUCUGACCAGAGAUGGACCACAAACGGCCACAGCUUCCACUCAGUUGACCACGCCAUUGUCCAUUCUGAAGAGCAGCGAUCGUGAGGCCGAGUCCAGGUUGGCCGUUUCAGAGUCAUUCGUGGUUGGAAAAGGGUGGAAGCCUUUGGGAGGGAGGAACCCCAAAUCUAAGGAGGACAAAACCCUUGUGAUCACAGAGAAGACAGAGAAGAACCCUUUUGGUGUCAUUGUGCCCACCUGGGGCUAUGACCUCAACCCUUCAGCUGAAGACAACCCGUGCCAGACCAACCCCUGUCUGCAUGGAGGCAGCUGCCUGCCGGAGGGCGACGGCUACAGCUGCUACUGCCCCCAGGGCUACUCUGGAGAGAGCUGUGAGAUCGACAUCGACGACUGCCAGUCCAACCCGUGUCAGAACGGAGGCACCUGCAUCGAUGAGAUCAACUCCUUCGUGUGCCUGUGUCUGCCCAGCUACGGUGGAGCCACGUGUGAGAAAGACACAGAGGGCUGUGAACACACAUGGAGGAAGUUCCAUGGCCACUGCUACAGGUACUUCAGCCGCAGACACACCUGGGAGGAUGCAGAGAAGGACUGCAGGGAGCACAGCGGACACCUGGCCAGCAUACACACACUCCAGGAGCAGGACUUCAUCAACGGUCUGAGUCAUGACAACACCUGGAUUGGACUGAACGACAGAACAGUGGAAGAGGAUUUCCAGUGGACUGACAACAUGGACCUGCAAUAUGAGAACUGGCGGGAGAACCAGCCGGACAACUUCUUUGCGGGUGGAGAGGACUGUGUGGUGAUGAUCGCCCACGAGAACGGCAAGUGGAACGACGUGCCCUGCAACUACAACCUGCCCUACGUCUGCAAGAAGGGAACAGUGCUGUGUGUCAACCCUCCCACCGUGAAGAACGCCUUUCUGAUUGGUCGUAAGCGGUCCCACUAUGACAUCCACUCAGUGGUGCGUUACCAGUGUGCCGACGGGUUUCUCCAACGCCACGUCCCCACGGCCAAGUGUCGUGCCAACGGCAAAUGGGAGCGGCCGAAAAUCAUCUGCACUAUGACCCGGGGAGCACAGCGCUACAGGCGGCACCAUGACCAUCACAACGGCCGACGGGAGCGCAGAAAGCACAAGAAGCACGGCCAUGGACACGGAGAGGGGGGGCACCAUGGAGGGGAUCAGGGCCACAGGCAUGGGCACGGGCAGGGGAACGCUCAUGCCCACAUCUGAACCAAAAACGUCCACUGCCCGAACCUCGCCUCGCUGCCCAGUCUCCCUCCUCUACCCCUCUCUACCCCCUCUCCUGCCCUGUUCCUGACCCCACAACCUGGCUCCUAGAGCCAGCCUGUAUCAUACUCAACUCUGAGGCCUGACAGCCGACUGCUAGGCAUCACUGAGACAAUAACAAUCUCUUUGUACUCUUCUUUAAUUUCACUGCUUUUCUUUUCUGCCUCCCUCCCCCCUCCCUCCCUCUCCCUCCCCCCUCCCUCCCUCCCCCUCCCUCCCUCUACCUCCCCCCUCCCUCCCCCCCUCUCUCCCUCCCCCCCCCCCCCCCCCCUCCCUCCCUCCCUCCCUACUUUUAUCAAGUCAACGAGGACCCAGGAUAUGGGGCUUUGCUCACCUGUUCAAAUCUUAAGAGGUUUCUUUUGUGUCCUUCUAUUUUUACAUUAUCGUGGAGGUUUAGUACAAACUGUAAAUAGUGACAACAUCAGAAAAUCCUGUAUCGAACCAGAAGAGUCGGGGAAUACAUUAACAUGCAAUCCAUGUUUUUCAAUUGUUCAUUCGAACCUUGUUUUUAACAGAUGUCUGACUGUAUUUCUUGACUUUGCUGUUUUUGGUUAGCUCUCUGGAAGACCUUUUGCUCAAUGACCUACAACAGUUAUUCUGAACAGAUUUAGCUACGUGCUUUCUUUGACACGGGCAGUUCUACUGGUUUUGAUCGACUAGCAUUGUAUCUCAUCAUUGUUACGACGGUCACUUUUAACUGGGUAUAGAGGAAAACCGAGAAAGCGCAGUUAGCCUCUAUCCAAAUCGACCUCACGCCACUGAGGUCGAUCCAGAAGCUCAAAUCUCUCCCCGUAGUGGCAGUCCAUGUUUCUUCUAACAAUCAUCAUCCUACUGUUUCCUUUCUAAGUCAUUCUGUGUUCCUGCUUCACUACUAGAGGAGAUAGCUAGUAAGGAGUCGAGAAACCCAACCCAGAAUAGGCCAGAUUAUGACUAGCCUCUCUAAGUCUGGUUUCCCAGCUAGCUAUUAGGCAAUGAUCCUUCAUCAGAAUUCUCUCAUACCCAUCACCACGCUCUCAUAUUCCGUCUGUGUCCCGGUGUCAAUGGUCUGUUCGUCUUCCAUUUUGGAGUUCUACUACUCUGGCCUGCUGAGGAGAAAUUGUUCUGUCAGACUGUCAGAGAGAGAAAAGGAGAGGGGGAGGAAUAGAGAGAGAAGAGCGGGGAAUUCGGACUCUUAAUUGCAGUCGCCCCGUUCUCCAGCACAUCAAACAGAGAGAUGACAGGGCUCUCUCUGCAGCCGGCGGGUACAGAGCUGGGCCCAUAAUUAUCUUUUUAAAGUAGUGCAGAUGGGGGCAUAAUGCCGGGAUGAA
Oncorhynchus mykiss (rainbow trout) is the source of this 5868-nucleotide messenger RNA. Its product is annotated as neurocan core protein. Gene Ontology annotation, cellular component: perineuronal net; synapse. Gene Ontology annotation, biological process: skeletal system development; central nervous system development; positive regulation of neuroblast proliferation. The record is from RefSeq and is a predicted model, not a curated record. NCBI's taxonomy places the organism in Eukaryota, Metazoa, Chordata, Actinopteri, Salmoniformes, Salmonidae. Gene Ontology annotation, molecular function: calcium ion binding; hyaluronic acid binding.